AUGAUACUGCCCUAUAGAGGGUCUUCGAAUAAUGAAAGAAGUGAAAGCCCCGAGCCAGAUGAUAAUGUGUCUCCAGAGCCCCCUGAUCGACUACCGGGAAAGGUCCGCCAAGUGCAUCCCGAGCAAAAAACGCAAAUUCUAGCCUAUGACUCCACGUACAGAAAGAGAAAUAAACCAAAAUCGCUGCCAUUAGAAGAUAAUCAAAUGUAUAAUCAUUUAGCGAAUUCCAACGUGGCCAUGUCUCCCGUAUACCCGUUGACUCCAAAUAUUUGUGUGGAAGGUGGAAAAAUAGAAUUCAUAAAGUCGCCCCCUAGCGGCAGAAGUAGUUUGGCUCUGGGUUCCCCUCCGCAAACGCCUCUAGCGACGCGGCGCGGCUCUAAAGAUAAACGUGACUUCCGCGCAGGGAGCGACGAACCGGAGAAGUUCGACGGUGAUAAGGUAGGUGGCGCUGUAAACAAUACUUUACAUAUAUAUUUACAGGUAUUUGUUUGA
Messenger RNA from Pieris macdunnoughi, 492 nucleotides. The record is from the annotation of a GenBank genome assembly. Lineage: Eukaryota; Metazoa; Arthropoda; Insecta; Lepidoptera; Pieridae.